AUGGGAAGCCAACUGGAUGGUACUUAUCCGAAGUUAGCUGCUCAUCCUUAUUAUGAAUUAGAACCUUAUGUUAUCAUUGAUUGGGCUAGUCCUAAGGGUGCUUUACCACCCUUAGAUCCUUCUUCAAUCAACCAGUAUAAAGGCGAUCCUAUUUGUGCUCGAUUUAUUGAGAAUGACAAGGCAAAACAAGACGGUCGAUAUUAUCAUCAAAUUCGUGGUGGUGCUAUGGGUUCGCCAUUAUAA
Rotaria socialis is the source of this 243-nucleotide messenger RNA. The record is from the annotation of a GenBank genome assembly. NCBI's taxonomy places the organism in Eukaryota, Metazoa, Rotifera, Eurotatoria, Philodinida, Philodinidae.